AGUGGAACAAAGAUGGCGGCAUACUUUACGCAUAGGUCAGCAAAUGCAAGCAACCAUUGAGAUUUUUUUUCCCACAAGCCUUUGCGGGCUGAUAAAUAAUGUAACAGUGCAGUUCUUUCUGUCACUGAAUGAAAGUCUUUCAGGAAUGUUAAAACAUUGCUUAUUAUUUUUCUUAUUAGUCUAGUUCUAACAUAAUUUGUUUAAUACACCAAAAUGCAAGUAAUUAUUGCUUUUCUCUUCUUUGGAGUACAAUUUGCACAUUCCAGACUUGAAAGGGACCCGAGUGUUCCAUGUUACGAUGAAAAGGGUAGACCUCAAAGAUGUCAGCCGCCGUUCGUAAAUGCAGCUUUUGGUCGAGUCGUGGAAGCAACAAACACUUGUGGAGUUCGUAGAGUCACAGAGUAUUGCAUGCAGACUGGUGUUACUGGCGAUCUCAGACAAUGUGCCAAAUGUGACGAUAGCCACCCUGAUACUCGGCACCCGCCUGAGUUCUUAUCGGAUUUUAACAACAAUACCACUAAAUUUACCAGCUGGCAGAGUGAAACUAUGCUAGAAGGAAUACAGUACCCUAAUGUUGUAAACCUUACUUUACACCUCAAGAAAUCAUUUGACAUUACCUACGUCAACCUCAGAUUCCAGUCGCCUCGGCCUGAAAGUUUUGCCAUAUACAAACGUACCACAGAAGAUGGGCCCUGGAUACCCUUCCAGUUCUACAGUGCUUCAUGUGAUAAGACCUACAACCUGCCCCGCCGUGGGCAAAUUCUUCGUGAGGACCAGGCCAUCUGCACCAACGAGUUUAGCGACAUUAGCCCGUUGACUGGAGGCACCGUGGCUUUCAGUACACUUGAAGGACGUCCCAACAUGUUUGACUUUCUGCACAGCCCGAAACUUCAAGAAUGGGUGACAGCAACAGAUAUUAGAAUUGUUUUAACACGUAUGAACACUUUUGGUGAUGAAGUGUUUGGAGACCCUCAAGUCCUGAAGUCUUACUUUUAUGCCAUUUCUGAUUUAUCUGUUGGAGCACGAUGUAAAUGUAAUGGUCAUGCCAGAGAAUGUCGUUCAGUCAGAGGUCAGGAUCUAGAAGAAAGGCUUGAAUGUGUUUGUGAACACUACACUGCAGGAGUGGACUGUGAAAAGUGCUUGCCAUUCUACAAUGACCGUCCAUGGGGUAGAGCUACAGAGACCAAUGUUAAUGAAUGUGUUGCUUGUGACUGCAAUGGUCUGUCUGAGACUUGUGAGUUUGAUCCAGAACUGUUCAGGUUGACAGGCAGUGGUGGCCGCUGUACCAACUGUAGAGACAAUACUGAUGGUGUCCACUGUGAGUUAUGUGAGGCCAACUACUACAGGAGAGAGAACCAGUGUAUCAGUUGCGGAUGUCACCCUACAGGCUCCAGACACUCACAGUGUGACAGUAAUGGACAGUGCCCAUGUAAACCUGGUGUUGGUGGGAUGAGAUGUGAUCGCUGUCUUCCAAACUUUUAUGAUUAUGGAGAGAAUGGAUGCACACCUUGUGCAUGUUUCCCUGCUGGCAGUCUAAACAAUGAACCUCGAUGUGACUCUAGGACUGGACACUGUAUGUGUAAACAGAAUGUGGAUGGUAGACAAUGUGAUAAGUGUAAGCCUGGAUUUUUUGGCCUGAGUGAAAGAGAUCCUUUUGGUUGUAUGUCCUGUUUCUGCUAUGGUCAUUCUUCUGAAUGUACAUCAGCUUCAGACUACUUUGCUUACAACAUUACAUCAACUUUUGAUACAGGUAACCAAAGGUGGACUGGUGUGACCAGGAGUAACAGAGAAGUAGAGACCCAGUAUAAUGGUAUUACACAAAACCUGGGUGUUUCUUCAGAUUCUCGAGAAGCAGUUUAUUUUUCAGCACCAGCCAGAUAUCUUGGAGACCAAAGGUUCAGUUACAACCAGUUCCUUACCUUUGACCUUCGACUUGGAGAUGACACAUACACAGCCUCUGCAGUUGAUAUUAUAUUUGAAGGCUCAGAGAAGUCUGUUUCCACACAUAUUUUUGCUCAAGGCAACCCUUACCCUGGGUCAACAGUCAAGUCCUAUGCCUUCAGGCUCCAUGAGAACUCCAUCUACUCCUUUACUCCUCCAAACCUCAAGUCCACAGAUUUCAUAGCUAUUUUGUCCAAUCUGACAGCUAUCAAGAUAAGAGCCACUUACAUGCCUAAAGGUGUUGGUUUUAUCGAUAACAUCCAGCUGGGCUCGGCAAGGCAGAGCUUCCAGGGUGGUAGUGAAGCCACAUGGGUCGAGUCCUGCACAUGUCCACAGGGCUACAUCGGUCAGUUCUGUGAGUCAUGUAUACAAGGUUAUAAGAGGGAACCAGCCAAUGGUGGCACUUUUGCUAGAUGUGUGCCUUGUGAGUGUAAUGGGCACUCAGACAGUUGUGAUGCUAACACUGGUCGCUGUAUCUGUCAGCACAACACAGAGGGGAACAAUUGUGAGAACUGUGCCAGAGGUUACUAUGGUGAUGCUACUAAAGGAACCCCAGGAGACUGCACUCCAUGCCCAUGCCCCAAUGGUGGACCUUGUAUACAGAUCAUGAAUGGAGAUGUUGUGUGUACUGAGUGUGAUGAGGGCUAUGGAGGUAACUUGUGUGAGUUGUGUUUGGAUGGUUACUUUGGUGACCCACAGGGUCUUGUGACUGGGAGACGCAGCGAUUGCAGAAAGUGUACAUGUAACGGAAACAUAGAUCCUAAUGCUGUAAAUAAUUGUAAUACAACCACGGGAGAGUGCUUGAAGUGUAUUCGUAACACAGGUGGAUUUUACUGUGACCAGUGCUUACCUGAUUUUUACAACAACACUUAUGGCCUGUGUACUGCCUGUAACUGUAAUCCUAGUGGCACUGUCAGUCAACCAGGCACUAGUGGCUGUAACCAAAAAACUGGCCAGUGUCUAUGUUUGCCAAAGGUUGUGGGUCAGCAAUGUGAGCGUUGUGAAAUUGGUUACUGGAACAUUGCCACGGGUCAAGGCUGUUCACCAUGUCAGUGUGACAUUGUUGGUUCCCUUAAUUAUACUUGUGAUGAAACUUAUGGGCUAUGUCAAUGUAAACCUGGAGUGUCUGGCCGGACAUGUAACCAAUGUGACAAGAACUACUAUGGCUUUUCAUUCUCUGGUUGCACAGAGUGUAUGUGUGACCCAAUCGGAUCACUUGACCAGCAGUGUGAUGCAAAUGGCAACUGUCCAUGUAAGACUAAUGUAGAUGGCAGACGAUGUGAUAGAUGUAUGGAGAACAAGUAUGAUUUAUCAGCUGGAUGUUUAGAUUGUCUCCAGUGUUACAAUUUGGUCCAGAAACAGGUCAGCACUCACAGGGCCAACCUCAGAGAUUUGAAGCUCCUCAUUGAGCAGACCUCAAACAAUCCUGGUUUGUUCAAUGACUCCCAGUUCUUUGCCCGUCUUUCUGAAGUCAACUCAUCCAUAACUAAUCUACUUCAGGAGGCUAAGGGACUCUCAGUUGGUGAUGGUGCUGUUGGAAAGGAGCUGGAAGCUCUAAAGUUAGCUUUGUCUGAUGUGCUGAACAAAUGUGGUGAAAUAGGUCGUAACAUUGCCACUGCUUCUAAGGCCACCCAAGAUAGUGAAAUAGAUAUUGAGCAAGCAGAGAAGGCUAUUGAGAGAGCAGACUUGGCCCUAAAGAAUGCUGAAAAGUUCAUUGCGGUGGAAGGACAGGCUGCUCUUGAUAGAGCAGUAGAUGCUCUAGGAAAGUUUGGAACAAGCUCUCAGCAAAUGACAGAAAUUGCUAAGAGAGCCUCAAAUAAAGCCAAAGAGCAAACAUUGGAAGCUCAAAUGAUUGAUAACUUAUCCAAUCAUGCAUUAGCCACCUCAAAGGAGGCCUACAGAUUAGCCAAUGAGUCCCUCAAUAUGCCAAUACAAACUAACCAGGAAAUUGAAAAACUGAAGAGAGCGUAUGAUGAUGUGAGUCUAGUUUAUCAGACUACCAAGUUAGCUGCCAAUACAACACUGGUCGGGGCCAUUAAGGCCAAAGAUGAUGUGUUUAGUGUCUUCAACUUAGCCCAGAAUCUGCAGCAAAGUCUGGACUUUGACAUGUGGAAACAGGAAGCAGACAAAGUCAUUGCCAAGGCUAACAUGGUGAAAGCUGAUUCUAAAAUGCUCCUAGAAAAGAACAAAGACUUGAUGGACAGAGUGAACAACCAGUCCAACAUUGUAAAUGACCUUCUGAAACAAGGAAAUGACUUGAAUCAAGUUGUUGCUGAGUAUCUAGCAGAGGUGGAUGGGGCUAAAGCUAUGGCUGUGAAAGCAAUGAAAUGGGCUGAAGAUACAUUGAAGGAGGCCAAUGAGACUCUACAGACCCUAGAAGAGUUUAAUAAGCUGAUUGAGAACAAAGAAGCAGCAGAAAAUGCUUUAAAACAGGUGGAUGCUAUUAAAGCUAAAAUGGAUGAUUCCAAUAGAAUGACCAAUGAGGCCAAAGAUACAUUGCUUCAAGUAGAACAGGAUGUAGACAAUGCUUGGAAAACUGUGCAGAGUGCUAACAGUACAAUUCAUGAGGCUCAGCAGAAGGCACAGAACCUAAAAAAGAAAACAGGAGAGACUAAAACUAAAUCCAAUGAACUCAACAAGAUGGCAGAAGAAUUAUCUGUACAGCAGCAAUCUGCCAAUGACAAAUUAGAUGAACUAGAAAUGCAAGUCAAAGAAGAUCAAACUCAGGCUAAUAAUGCUUUGAAAGAAUCAGACGAAGUCAACCAAAAGGCAGAAGAUGCCUUAAAGCAAAUUUCCACAGCUCAUGAUUUGAUUUUGUCCAUCAACCGUCAGCUGGGUGAAAUAGGUGAAAUAGAUAUAAAUCAGCUGAAUUAUUUAGAGAAACUUUUGGAGGAGGCUGAGAAGAAAUUCAAUGAGUCUAACAUUGAUGUUGAGAUGACCAGACUGCUCCAGAAGACAGAAAUCCUGGACAACCAGGCGAAGCAGUAUGACCUGAACAUUGCAGAGCUUCGCAAGGCUGUUGAAAAUGUUGGAGAGAUCAGUGCUUCUCUCCCAGAUGGCUGUUUCAAAAACAUUGCUUUAGAGACUGGUGUGUAACAUGAAGAUAGACAUGUAUUCCAUCAAACCAAAAGUUUAGCUAUUAUUCAUUGCUAUACAGUGUCCGUGUAUAUACCAUAGGAUAUUUGUGUAAAUGGUUCAAGUGUAUUUAUACAAUGUAUAAUAAGAUGGGUAAUUAUAUUGUUUGCCACAAUGUAUGUCACUGCAAUGAUAGCUUCAAGUCUAGUUUCUAAUACAUAAACUAACAUUUUAGUUCAUUAAAGAGAAAACAAAACAAAAAAAAAAAGAUUUAAUCUUUAAUUUACACAAUAUUUUAAAAUAGUCUCACUUUUUAUCUGAACAUAAUCUUAAUUGUUCUAAUUUUUAGUGUAUACCGUUUAAUCUUUAGUGUAUACCAAAGUGUUAGCUCAUUAGGUUUCAGCCAUGAUUUAUGGAACAAAUGUUAGUAAUCAUUGAUUUAUGUAGGUUUCAUUAUUAUUCAUAAUUCAUACUAAUAAAAAGAACAAGAUCAAUAACAUUCAUAGCAAUCUGGAAUUCAAACAACUUUGAACAAAUUCCACAUCAUUGUGUUCUCUGAAUCAAUUUAUUAAGUUCUGUUCUAUUCAGAAGCAAUCUCAAACUCUAGCUUGCUUAAAGUUAGUACUAUAUAGGAGUUUGUGUUUAUCAUUGGGCAUAUAGUUCUCCACAAUCAAGCCAGUAAUUCUUUUUUUUUUCAUUUGUUUUUUUUUUGUUAAUGUGGUACAUUAUGUGUUGAACAUGUAUUGCAUGUGUAUCCAUGGCUUACAUCCUUCUGUGCUAUUAUGUUUGACCUUGCUAUUACUUAUCUGUCUACAUGUUGAUGUAAAGGAUGGCUACACUCUGUGUUAUAUAGAGUUAUGAAUGUUCAACUUUUUACUGUACAACAUGCAUAUGUGUAUGUUUUAGUUAGCUGAUUUACCAAUCAUAUCAAAACUGGUUGAUUUCUUUGUUUGGUUUCUCUUGUUUCAUAGUCAAAUAUUAAUUGUGGGUAACACAAAAGGUAUGCACUUUUAUUAUCUGUAAGAGAUAAGUUGACCAUCUGUGUAGUAUUGUUUUGUGUACCAAAUGUAUGGCUGUAGUAUUGUUUUAAUUGUUUACCAAAUGUAUGGCUGUAUUCUGUACUUAAUAUAUAGGCAUGUAACACUUAACUCCUUACAUGUAUUCAUGUUUUGAUGCCAACAUUUCAUUAUCUAUACCCUUGGAGUGUUUGAUAUAUAUGUAGAUAAUGUGAAACAAAAACUGCUCAAUAUUAAAGCUAUUCCAGUAAGGUCACUGGGCUAGACAAGAAGUAAAUAUAUGUCUCCUUAACUUCUUGAGGCUUAGAAGAAUGAAUAAGAGUCUAGGUAAAAUGGCAGUCAGAUGCUUCCUUUGAACUGACAAAUUCUAGUCAAAGCUUUUGAUAUGUGAACAUAUUUUGUCGAUUAUUUAUUUUUUUUUGUUGGUGCUGAUUUAAAAAAUUUUGACCUUAAAAAAACAACCAGCAAGUCCAGAGAUCCAGAUAGUGAUUUUAUGGACUAGUUUCAUUGAGUUGCUAGCAAUGAUAGAAAUCCAAUGUGUUGUCUUGGUGACCAACUACUGCUCAUGGUAGACUGUACAUAAACCUGUAGCCAGUUAUAAAGAAGGAAAAUGCAUAAUCAUAUGUUGUAGUCAUUUUAUUGAGUGUGUGCCUGUGGGUCAAUUGGACGUCAUUCAUCAAACUUUUGUUAAAGAUUCACUUUCAAUUAUAUACAUGGCUAUUGAAACAUAUAACUAAUUUUUAUAUACAUAUACAUUGUAUUAUAUUUUUAUAUUGUGCAUGCCUUUUUUAUACCAAAAUAUAGCUCUAUAUUUGAAAGGCC
Biomphalaria glabrata is the source of this 6854-nucleotide messenger RNA. Its product is annotated as laminin subunit gamma-1-like. NCBI's taxonomy places the organism in Eukaryota, Metazoa, Mollusca, Gastropoda, Planorbidae. Bases 214 to 5037 code for a protein of 1607 amino acids. The transcript has 26 exons. The record is from RefSeq and is a predicted model, not a curated record.